This is a messenger RNA of Penicillium diatomitis, 399 nucleotides long. RefSeq lists its product as uncharacterized. The coding region runs from base 1 to 399 and encodes 132 amino acids. Lineage: Eukaryota; Fungi; Ascomycota; Eurotiomycetes; Eurotiales; Aspergillaceae. The record is from RefSeq and is a predicted model, not a curated record. The transcript has a single exon.
AUGCCAGAUCCAAAACUAUACGUUGUGUUUUACCGCCCUCGCUACGGUAAUUAUCAACACUGGGCUUUAUAUGUCGACGAUGACCACGUGCCGAUGAUCUUUGAAGUCAUUGGACAGCAUCCGAACUUCAAGCGCAACGUUGUGAACGCCAAGGCUGAAAAGUCUACAAGCUUUCUGGGCAAGGAAUUCGUUGGAUAUAUCGGGAAAAAUGAUAUUGAAAGAAUCAAAGUCGUCGCGUCAACGAUUCAUGUGGACAACGGGACAGUGGAAUGGGACUGCCAGGAUUACGUGCUUGAGAUCCUUGAUAAACUGGAAGAUGACUUUGUUUUGGAUACGGACGAUGAAGAUUAUUCUCGAGCGCGAAGCAUCUUGAAAGGGAAAAGGGGUGCAAUUGUGUAA